Molecule: messenger RNA, 1591 nt
Organism: Hemibagrus wyckioides
Lineage: Eukaryota; Metazoa; Chordata; Actinopteri; Siluriformes; Bagridae
Product: tumor necrosis factor receptor superfamily member 11B-like
Exons: 5
Coding region: 135-1361 (408 amino acids)
Molecular function (GO): protein binding
Source: RefSeq, a predicted model, not a curated record
CAUUAAGACACACACACGCACACACACAAACACACACGCGUGCAUACACACACACACACAAGCGUGCGCGCGCACACACACUCGCACAAAACUUUAACCCUAGAACGCGUACCACGGACAGAGAGAGUGUGAGGAUGAGCGCGUGCGACACGCCGCCGCGGGCAGCCAUGAGACUUCGCAUGUUCUUCUUCGUGUCCUUCGCCUGGGCCUACCAUGAAACCCCCAAGUACCAGCACCAUGACACAGUGACCACAGAGCUCCUGCUGUGUGAUCAGUGUCCUCCAGGCUCAGCGGUGGAACGUCACUGCACAUCGGACUCGGCCACCGUGUGUUCUCCGUGUCCUGAGCGGCGUUUCGCUGAGCAGUGGCACUGGGCUGAGAGCUGCCAGCACUGCACCCCUGUCUGUAAGGAGAGACAGUUUGUCAAAAGGGAGUGUAACGCCACACACAACCGUCUCUGCGAGUGUGUACCGGGAUACCACCUCGCUGUGGAGUUCUGCGUCCCACACAGCACCUGUCCCCCUGGAUCCGGAGUCUCCGUGCUUGGUACUCCUGACAGUGACACAGUAUGUGAGAAAUGUCCAAAGGGCUUUUUCUCCAGUGCAGCGUCGGCCACCGAGCCCUGCGUUCCUCACCGAGACUGCUCACAGCUGGGCAUGAAGAGGCGGAGCCCCGGCACUGCUACUCACGACGCCGUGUGUGAGCGAGAACUCACCGUCGACUGCACUCGCAAACACAACGACUGCCACGCUGACAUCACCCUGUGUGAGGAGGCCAUGUUCCAGUUCCUCUUAUCUCCUCCUCUCACCUCUGUGGAUCUCCUCUUGGAGACUCUUCCUGGCCGUAAAGUGGACAAGAAGAGCGUGGAGCCUCUGAAGAAGAAGUGCAGCCCCGAGCAGCAGGCCCUGCAUCUCCUGCGGCUUUGGAGAGAGCAGAACAAGGACCAGGGGAAGCUCUACAGCAUCAUACAAGGUCUGAACCACUGUGAGAGGAAGGUUUCUCGCUGUGCUGGUCUGAAGAACGUGACGCUGGAGGACCUGCUGGUGCUGAUGCACAGUCUGCCUGGGGAGAAGGUGAGCGAGGAGGCGGUACGGACACUGGCUCUCUCCUGCCCCACGCACCGCCACGUGGCUCAGCUCCUGCACCUAUGGAAGAGCCAGAACGCCGGCCGCGACCUGGCCAAAGCUCUGAGUCACAGCGUGCGGCAGCUUCGCUCUCGGAACGCUCCCAAGACGCUACUGCGUGCGAUCAAGCGCAUCAGCCGUGUCAUCAACGCUUCCGCACUCCGACCGUAUGAAAAAAUCCUCACCGGCGCACUGAGAGACGCCUCCUGCUUCAAACCCAAACCCUACAAUGACUGAAAACCUGCAGGACACCUGAGGUCACACCAAGGACUGAUGAAGACAAGACUUAUUUAAAUGAGAUGUACAGAAUCCUGGGAAAGAGCGGGGUGGGAUCAGGUUCGGGAUUUGGGAGUUUUCGCUACACUACGUGAUGAGAGAUGAGAGAAGAAAACAUUUUCUGGCCUGUUUUUAUUUUUUCUUCCUUUUCUGUUGUUGGACUGCUUUUACUGAAGCUGGAAAAAAAAUAA